Molecule: messenger RNA, 2443 nt
Organism: Helianthus annuus (common sunflower)
Lineage: Eukaryota; Viridiplantae; Streptophyta; Magnoliopsida; Asterales; Asteraceae
Product: dammarenediol II synthase
Exons: 14
Coding region: 67-2343 (758 amino acids)
Biological process (GO): triterpenoid biosynthetic process
Cellular component (GO): lipid droplet
Molecular function (GO): beta-amyrin synthase activity
Source: RefSeq, a predicted model, not a curated record
AUGAUUCCCAUUCCUAUUGCAUGAAAAACCUAUUUCUUUGGGUCAUCCAUUAACAAACAACAAAAGAUGUGGAAGUUGAAGAUAGCAGAAGGUAACGAUCCUUAUUUGUUUACCACCAACAACUUUGUUGGUCGCCAAGUUUGGAAGUUUGACCCCGAUGCUGGAACUCCAGAAGAACGACAAGAGGUCGAAAACGCACGUCAAAAUUUCCUAGAACGGAAAAAAGAAGGUUUCCGAACAACAUGUGAUUCGCUUAUGCGUAUACAGUUGAUUAGGGAGAACGGAAUAGAUGUAUCGAGUAUACCACCAGCAAGGUUAGGAGAGAAUGAGACCGUGAACUAUGAAGCUGUGAUAACCGCAACAAGAAAAGCCGUUAGGCUAAUCCGUGCUAUCCAAGCAAAAGAUGGUCACUGGGCUACUGAACAUGCUGGCCCUUUGUUCUUCACUCCUCCCCUUAUUAUUAUCUUGUACAUAAGUGGAGCCAUAGAUACACAUUUAACAAAGGAGCACAAGAAAGAGAUGAAACGUUUUAUCUACAAUCAUCAAAGUGAAGAUGGAGGGUGGGGAUUUCAUAUCGAAGGACAUAGCACCAUGUUUGUGACGGUGUUGAGCUACAUAUCCCUACGACUACUAGGUGAAGAAAAAGACGACGAAAAUGUGGCACUCACUCGAGCUAGAAAGUGGAUACUCAACCAUGGUGGUGCAACUCACCUACCCUCUUGGGGCAAACUUUAUCUCUCGGUACUUGGUGUGUAUGAAUGGGAAGGAUGCAACCCAAUUCCACCAGAAUUUUGGAUUUUCCCAGAAGCUCUACCCUUUCAUCCAGCGAAAAUGUGGUGCUAUUGUCGAACGGCCUAUAUGCCAAUGUCAUACUUAUACGGAAGAAAAUUCCAUGGCCCGAUCACUGAUCUUGUUCUUCAACUUCGUCAAGAGAUUUAUCUUACCCCAUACGACGAGAUAAACUGGAAUAAACAACGCCAUACAUGUUGCAAGGAAGAUUUGUAUUACCCUCAUUCAGUAAUCCAAGAUUUAUUGUGGGAUGGUCUUCAUUACUUGAGUGAACCACUUUUUAAGUACUGGCCGUUUACCAAACUAAGAGAAAUAGCCCUCAAAAGAACAAUUGAAUUGACACGUUAUAACGCGGAAGAGAGCAGGUACAUUACCAUGGCAAGCAUCGAAAAGGGAUUUCAAAUGAUGUGUUGGUGGGCGGAGAACCCGGAUGGGGAUGAAUUUAAGAGGCAUCUAGCUAGAGUGCCUGAUUACUUGUGGCUGGCAGAAGAUGGAAUGAAGUCACACACAUUCGGUAGUCAGUUAUGGAUCACCGCAUUCGCAACUCAAGCUAUAAUCGCGAGUAACAUGCCUGACGAAUAUGGUGAUUCGCUUAAAAAAGCAAAUUAUUAUCUCAAAGAAUCACAGAUCAAGCAAAAUCCAACUGGAGAUUUCAGUAAAAUGUGUCGACAGUUUAGCAAAGGGGCGUGGACGUUUUCGGAUCAAGAUCAUGGCUGGCCCGUCUCGGAUUGCACCGGAGAGGCACUUAAAUGCUUAUUGUUGCUAUCCCAAAUGCCCGACGAAAUCUCAGGUGAAAACGCCGAUAAGCAGCGAUUAUACGAUGCUGUCAAUUUCCUUCUUUAUGUACAAAGUCCUACGACGGGAGGUUUUGCUGUUUGGGAACCACCAAUCCCACAACCAUAUUUACAGAUGUUAAAUCCGUCGGAAAUGUUUGCUGAUAUCGUCGUUGAACGAGAGCAUGUUGAGUGCACAACUUCUGUGAUGCAAGCUCUCAUCGCAUUUAAAAGGUUGCACCCCGGACAUAGAGAGAAAGAAAUAGACAAUUCGGUCGCUAAAGCAGUGUGUUAUCUAGAGAACACACAAUGGAAAGAUGGUUCAUGGUAUGGCUACUGGGGGAUAUGUUUCAUAUAUGGUACAUUCUUUUCGCUGGGAGGCUUAGAGUCCGCUCGAAAAACAUAUAACAAUUGUAAAGCAGUUCGUAAAGGCGUAAAGUUUUUACUUUCAACCCAAAAUGAAGAAGGUGGGUGGGGAGAGAGCUAUAAAUCAUGUCCUAGUGAAGUAUACACACCUUUACCCGGUAAACGAACCAACAUAGUGCAAACGUCAUGGGCUAUGCUCGGUCUCAUGUCAGCCGGACAGGCUGAAAGAGAUCCGGAACCUUUGCACAAGGCGGCUAAGAUCUUGAUUAACGCACAGAUGGAUAACGGGGAUUUUCCCCAAGAGAACAUGACCGGAGCCUCGAUGAGGAAUUGCAUGCUACACUAUCCAUUAUACAGAAAUAUCUUCCCGUUAUUGGCACUUGCUGAAUAUCACAAACGCUUUUGGACUAAGUAACGACAUACAAUAGAAAGUUCAUGUUGCUUAAAUUAUCAAGUGGAAUAAUGUAUUUUUAUUAUGAAAAUAAGUUGUGAUGGACUUAUUAACUUUUAUCAAA